Messenger RNA from Paramisgurnus dabryanus, 6735 nucleotides. The record is from RefSeq and is a predicted model, not a curated record. NCBI's taxonomy places the organism in Eukaryota, Metazoa, Chordata, Actinopteri, Cypriniformes, Cobitidae.
AUGGAAACUAUAAUGGUCUCUACUGCAGAUGUGAAGAGUGGUUCAUGUUUGGAUAUAGAAAUAACGUCCUCAACAUCAAAAGAGCGACUGACAGCACAAACUCUUUCCUGCAUCACCUGUGGAAAGACAUUCAGCUCACAGAGACAUUUAAAGAGACAUGAGAGAAAACACACAGAACAGAAACUCUUCACCAGAUCUGAGAUCAGCUUUACUACCUUACAAGAGAAGAAACUUCAUUCAGAAGACCACAGAGAGAAGAAGAGGAGGAAGAAGAAGAAGCAGUUUCACUGUGAGCAGUGUGGGAAGAUUUUUGUCUCUUCAUCUAAUCUAAAUGAUCACAUGAGGACACACAGUGGUGAAAAGCCUUUCAACUGCAAUGAAUGUGGAAAUUACUUCAGAACUAAACAAUAUCUUAAAGUUCAUCAGAGAGUUCACACCGGUGAAAAACCUUACGAGUGUCCUCACUGUGAGAAGAGAUUUAGCCGUAAACGUGGUCUGAAGACACAUGUGCUUUUGCACACCAAUGAGAGACCGUAUCAGUGCAGUGAAUGUGGAAAAACCUUUAGGGAUUCAGGUUCAUUAAAAUCACACCAGAAUAUUCACAUUAAAGAGAAACUCUAUCAGUGUUCACACUGUGAUAAAUGUUACGGUCAUAAAUAUCAGCUGAUAACUCAUCAGAGAGUUCAUACUGGAGAGAAACCUUACGCCUGCUCUCACUGUGGGAAGAGUUUUAGUCAACAGUCAAACUUACUUAAUCACAAGAGAGUUCAUACAGGUGAAAAACCUUUCAAAUGCUCUCAGUGUGACAAGAUGUUUGCUUAUUCAGGUCACUUCAAAGUCCAUCAGAGAGUUCAUACUGGAGAGAAACCUUAUCACUGUAGUCUCUGUGGGAAGAGUUUUGGUCAACAGUCAAUCUUAAUAAUUCACAAGAGAAUUCAUACAGGUGAAAAACCUUUCAAAUGCUCUCAGUGUGACAAGACGUUUGCUCAGUCAAGUUCCUUAAAAUACCAUCAAAGAGUUCAUACUGGAGAGAAACCUUAUCAUUGUGGUGUCUGUGGGAAGAGUUUUAGUCAACAGACUUCAUUACUAAAUCACAAGAGACUCGCAUGUGUGAGAAAAUAUUGAGACAGGACACCCCACUACAAACAAUUGCACAAAGGCAAUAUACAGCAUUUGCUCACACUAUUGUUUUUUUCUACUUUUAUUUUCACUUAUUUCAAGAACAGAAAGCUGUGGAGCAUCUUCGUCACCCUAAUGUUUGAUUCCUGGUCAUUGUUUUCUUCAUGUUUCUUCUAAACUUUGUUUGCCAUGGUGGAUUGGCUACUUUUCUUCACCUAUCCUACAUUUCUUUUAUGGCGCUUUUCCGUUGCAUAGUACCUCACGGUUUGGUUUGGGUCGGGUCAGCUUUUGGGAGCUUUUCCACGGGGUGAAGUACCCGAUACUUUUUUUUAGUACCACCUCGGUUGGGAUUCCAAGCGACCCGAGCUGAUACCAAACAUGACGCGAAAACACUGUAGAUCACUGAUUGGUCUGAGAGAAUGGUCACUAUCAGCGUCAUUGCUAUAAUCUACAAGAUUAGCUUUACCUCAGUGCUAGCUUGUUGUCAUCUGUUGUCAUCUGUGCUCUGCUACAAGUUCCCAAACUCUCUUUAGCAAUGAAAAACAUCUACAGGUUGAGAAUCAAGAACACCAUAACAGUUUUUUUUUCAGACUUGCAGUUUGUGGCGGCACAUUCGCGACGCGCACGUAUGCUUAAAUGCAACUUAUGAGGCUUAGCGGAGCGUGUUAAUUGAUGCCACAGGUGUUUGUACAGAAACUGUCAUGUGAGACAGAGGUAGUGUUAAAUGCGUUGUGAAAACAUCCCACUCUGAAGUAAUACUAACUCAAUGGAAAAGCUUACCAAGCCAAAGUGAAGUGAGCUGACCCGACCUGACUCGCAAAUCAGUGCGGCUCUGACGGCGUGGUAGAGUAAUAAUUUGAAUGAGAAAUCAUUUGUAUUGUGUACAGUCAAGGCCAAAAGUUUUGAGAAUUACAUAAAUAUUGGAAAUUGGAAAAGUUGCUGCUUAAGUUUUUAUAAUAGCCAUUUGCAUAUACUUCAGAAUGUUGAAUGAAGAGUGAUCAGAUGAAUUGCAUAGUCCUUCUUUGCCAUGAAAAUUAUCUUAAUCUCAAAAAAACCUUUCCACUGCAUUUCAUUGCUGUCAUUAAAGGACCUGAUGAGAUCAUUUUAGUAAUCGUCUUGUUAACUCAGGUGAGAAUGUUGACGAGCACAAGGCUGGAGAUCAUUAUGUCAGGCUGAUUGGGUUAGAAUGGCAGACUUGACAUGUUAAAAGGAGGAUGAUGCUUGAAAUCAUUGUUCUUCCAUUGUUAACCAUGGUGACCUGCAAAGAAACGUGUGCAGCCAUCUUUGUGUUGCAUAAAAAUGGCUUCACAGGCAAGGAUCUUGUGGCUACUAAGAUUGCACCCAAAUCAACAACCUAUAGAAUCAUCAAGAACUUCAAGGUCAAAGUCAUAUUCUCUGAUGAAGCCCCUUUCAUUUUGUUUGGGGCAUCUGGAAAAAGGCUUGUCAGGAGAAGAAAAGGUGAGAGCUACCAUCAGUCCUGUGUCAUGCCAACAGUAAAGCAUCCUAAAACCAUUCAUAUGUGCAUUUGCUUCUCAUCCAAGGGAGUAGGCUCACUCACAAUUCUGCCCAAAAACACAGCCAUGAAUAAAGAAUGGUACCAAAAUACCCUCCAACAGCAACUUCUUCCAACAAUCCAACAACAGUUUGGUGAAGAACAAUGCAUUUUCCAGCACUAUGGAGCACCGUGUCAUAAGGCAAAGUGAUAACUAAGUGGCUCAGGGACCAGAACGUUGAAAUUUUGGGUCCAUGGUCUGGAAACUCCCCAGAUCUUAAUCCCAUUGAGAACUUGUGGUCAAUCCUCAAGAGGCGGGUGGACAAAAAAACCCCACAAAUUCUGACAAACUCCAAGAAGUGAUUAUGAAAGAAUGAGUUGUUAUCAGUCAGGAUUUGGGCCAGAAGUUGAUUGAGAGCACGCCCAGUCGAAUUGCAGAGGUCCUGAAAAAGAAUGGCCAAAACUGCAAAUACUGACUCUUUGCAUAAAUGUCAUGUAAUUGUCGAUAAAAGCCGUUGAAACGUAAGUGCUUGUAAUUAUAUUUCAGUACAUCACAGAAACAACUGAAACAAAGAUCUAAAAGCAGUUUAGCAGCAAACUUUGUGAAAACUAAUAUUUAUGUAAUUCUCAAAACUUUUGGCCACAACACUUUCCAACACGGGUAGCUGAGUAUGCUUUGAAAGCUGUUUGUGAGCCGGACACAGAAAAAAGUAUACCCGGCCCUUAAGUCUGCUCUCACUGUGGAAUAAGCUUCUCUAAUCCGUUUUAAUUCAGAGAUCAUCAAAGAGUUCAUACUGGAGAGAAACCAUAACACAGUAGUGUCUGUGGGAAGAGUUAAUCAACAGUCAAACUUUGUAUAGCACCAGUGACCUUAAUAAGGUUAUGACACCAAAAACUGUUUUAACUAUUAUUAAAUAGUAACUAAACCCUAAACCAACUUUUUUAGUUAAUGAUCUGUAAGAAUGGGGCUUUAUUAUCUGUUCAUUGAUUUGAGUAACUUUUUUGACAUUUGUGUAUAAAGUGUUUCAAUGCUACAAUAUAUUGCCAGUGGGUGGAGUCAGGCUCUGACCUGGGGCCGGUUGCACCAGCCGAUGUAAAAAAGUUGGGUGCAAGUCCUACAUUGGGCUUAGCUACGUCCGACAUUGUGAAAAAUAUUUACGCCUGUUGCACCAUCUGAAACUACAACCAGACGUAGCUACGCUCAGCGUAAAUGAUGCACAUCCCCACGUAUGUGUUUAAUAGUGAUAUUUAAACGCUGCUCGUGUUUACUAUGGCAAAAAUGGUACACUAAUAGAUGACAUAUGAGAGCUUUUCCCAUGUUUACCAGUGCACUCUACCUCAAGAUGCGUGCGUGCAGACCCAUCAAACACAUAAUAACAGCUCUAGUUUAAAAACAAAAUUAAAUCAAAGCUUUUAAAAACUUCUACAGUGUCUUUGUAAGUAUUUAUGGCGGUGAAAGCACGGCGGUCUCUACCAUGCAUGAAAGCACAUUGCGUAUCCUGUGCAUUAGACGCAUUAAUUAUUUUUAUUUUUGCCUUUAGAAACAAAGUAAAUACUUAUACGCCUUCCCUUGACUAGACGUAAGUUUAAGUCUCAGACGUGCGCUACGGCUAGAUGGUGCAACAGGUGUUAAAUGUACGUCCGACAUGAAGCAAAUUUUACAUACAAAGUAGGAUUAGGACCGGGUUUAUGCCCAGCAUGUGCAACCGGCCCCAGGGGUUUAGUUACCCUUUAAUAGUAAAAUAAGAACAAAUAAUCAAAUUAUGAGCAAUAUCGCAGAUAAAUACAACAGAACAAAUGAAAUAAAACAGUGCUGUUCAGGUUUUUCAGAUUGAUCUGACAGUUCUGUAUUUUGGAGGUAAGGUGCCAAGCUGGUAAAGGGUGUAUGUGUCUGGAGGCAAACAUACUGUUCAUAACUAUAUACAAUAGUGUUAAUUCAUGUUGUUUUUCAUAUUUUAUUUACACAUUUAUAAUUUUUUUAUCUUUUAUAAACUCUUUUGUUAUGUGUCAAACUUGUUUAUUUUAUAUUGUGUGCUAUGUGAUUUUACAAAUUGGUUUCAAAGUUUUAUGUCAUGGGACCACAAUGUCAUUUAUUGUUCAUUUAAGAAAGGAACUGUUCAGAUUAUUCAGUAAAUGCUUUGUUCAUUUUUACAAUGAUUAUGUCUCCUGACUUCUGCUAUAGGCCUAUUCUCUCGGCUGGUAAAUUCAAUUACAUAAUUAUUCAGUAUUUUGUCAGUCUUUUUAUUCUUUCUAGGAAAGUUAAAAGACCUGUUAUUGCAUUGAGAUCAUCUUGACCAGAUGCCGGUUUGAUAUGGUAGCACAAUAGAAAUGAACUGCAAGAGCUUGUAGAGAGGAGUAAAGACUGCGUAGAGGAACACCACUAUAUUUUGAGUAUUUGUCACAAGGUGACGAUCUUUUUGGGCGGAACCAAAAGUUGGGAAAGUUUGGUUCCGCCCGGAUGUUUCCGCCCGGACCGGGGAAAGGAAACACCGGACAUCUGGCAGCAUCGCGAAGGGCUGUAAUCAGUAGAUUAAGCACAGCUGUGUGUCGUUAAGGAGAUCGCCGGGUGAUUGGACGACUGGAAUACACGGAGGAGCACUUAAAGAGCAGUUAAAUCACAGUUGGAGAAGUUUAGUGUGUGCUGAGGAGCGGAGCUGUGCUCGUUGAUGAACAUUGGUGGCUGUCUGCAUUUUUCUCUCUCUCUCUUGGUUGCAGUCUGCGGUGAAAACGCUGGAGUUAAAGGAGAACCCUAUGGGUAGAAGAAACAUUGGUCUAAGUGGCACAUUUAAAGGAGUAAAGCAGGAAGGAAACCGACUUUGUUUUGCAACGUAAACAAAGGCAAACCGCUGUGAGUAUCAACUCUUGUGUUGAGCAACUUGUAAAAGCUAACCUGUGCAAUUGUUGGAUACCUCCAGGAGAAAGAGGGCGGCCCUACCCCUGAAACAGCGUGGUGGGUGAGCUGCAGAAGCAUCCAUCCAAGCAGCCACAGCAACGAACUACUAUUCAGGUCGUAUUUCCAUCGCCCUUAUCCAGCCCAAGCGAAGUGGAGGACGCCGGGCGUCCCUUGUUGUGUACACUGAUAGUGUGGUGAGUGAGUCUUUGUAAUUAGGAAACUUUUCACGUUGAAGUGGUGCUGUGUAUUUGCUGUGGGUUGCUGUGUGUCUUGUCAGACGAAACCCCGCAUCAUCCAUUUUUCACUGAGCAGAGGACGGAGAGGCUAACGACCUCAGGAAUUACCAGCUACUAUACGCAGUGUGCUGUUUGGAGUGUGAAGUGACGCAGAUUAAGAACUGUCAGCGAGUGUGAGUACGACAUUGGAUGAUUUGUAUUGGAAACUUACCUGUGUCUGCCCCUGUCGCAGAGUCAGAGGCGAAAGAGUUCCGCCGCCCCGUGGUCUCUACAAAGGGGCGCCCCUGUCCAGUAUUCGAUCGCCCUAUGGGUAGUGAGGAUAGGGCAGCGCUCGACCCGCCACCUGUGGAGAAAAAGGAGAACGAGAGUGAACAUUAGGAGAACAGACUGUGGAAAGCUAUACCUACCAAGAGCUGUAAACAGCAGGACCGGUGAGAAGUGUUCGAAGUCCAAGUUAACAGUGCUUUUGUGUCCCAGCAGCCACCUGUGGAGAAAAAGGAGAACGAGAGUGAACAUUAGGAGAACAGACUGUGGAAAGCUAUACCUACCACGAGCUGUAAACAGCAGAACCGGUGAGAAGUGUUCGUAGUCCAAGUUAACAGUGCUUUUGUGUCCCAGCGGCCACCUGUGGAGAACGAGGAGCAAGAGGGUGAACGUACGACGGAGAAACGUGAAGGCACGUGGGGCGAAGACCCCCUGCCGAACAGAGAAAGGUACGCAGAUAGCGAAAAGUCCACUUACCAGUCACACUGUUUGUACUCUGCCUCCAGGAAGGAAGAAGGAGGGCGCCACGGAUAGCAGGGACCAGGCAGGAGUCUGACGCUUCCCUCCCCCCCGGCUUACGGAGGUCUGGACCCCCGUUGCCCCUUUGUCCCUGCCUGCCCGUGGCUGCAGUCUCCCUGGAGGGAGGAGCUAGAGAUCCCUUUAGUUUUAAUUGCCCUUUCCCCAUUUCCCUAUUCUUUUAAAUAUUUAAAUAAAGUUUGUUUUAUUACGUA